Molecule: messenger RNA, 660 nt
Organism: Mesocestoides corti
Lineage: Eukaryota; Metazoa; Platyhelminthes; Cestoda; Cyclophyllidea; Mesocestoididae
Source: the annotation of a GenBank genome assembly
AUGAAAUCAGACCAACAAAAAAAACCGGUUACCGUCGUUGUUAUACCUGACAAGUAUCAGGCUUAUGAGAUAUCCCACUUCUGUGUAUCUCCAAAAUAUGUGGAGUUUCUCGACAGGCUGAUGAUUCCGAACGGGCUAAUCAAGGACAGAAUUGAAAAAGUGGCGUCGGAGAUAAUAGAGCAUUUUGAGAGCAUUAAAGCCCAGCAUAUUACCAUGAUGUGUGUGCUGAAAGGCGGUUUCAAGUUCUUUGCCGACCUAAUCGAUGCCAUGGAGCGCACCAUCCGAGCUCGGGGCACCCCCAUCCCCAUUUCUACCGAUUUCGUACGAGUCCGCAGUUAUGUGGACAUAUUGAUUGUGGAAGAUAUUAUUGACACGGGAAAAACUAUGACGGCUUUACAUAAGUACCUAAAUACUCUUCAAGCACGAUCGGUCACAGAUGUUAGCCUUCUGCUUAAGAGAACGCCAUUAAGCUGUGGAUAUCGGCCUUAUUUUGCGGGCUUUGAAAUUCCUGACGACUUUGUCGUUGGAUACGCUCUGGAUUACAACGACUACUUCAGGGACCUUCAUCACAUCUGUGUAAUAAAUAAUGCCGGAAUGGAAUAUUUCGCCGUGCCUGAUGAUAAAAACCGUUUGGCAGAUGACCCCAAGUCCUCCGACUAA